Lytechinus pictus (painted urchin) is the source of this 3853-nucleotide messenger RNA. Its product is annotated as centrosomal protein CCDC61-like. Gene Ontology annotation, cellular component: centrosome. The transcript is spliced from 16 exons. Bases 152 to 1786 code for a protein of 544 amino acids. The record is from RefSeq and is a predicted model, not a curated record. NCBI's taxonomy places the organism in Eukaryota, Metazoa, Echinodermata, Echinoidea, Temnopleuroida, Toxopneustidae.
CAAAACGGCAUUUUGUAACACUGUUAAUCGAAGGUACGUCAUACAUAAGCAGUUCAAGGGUCAAGCCUAUUGUAUUUGCGUUGUGUACAAAUGGAUCGAGGGAUCUACACGAGAUCGGUCUGAUUUUCAGUGUAUGAUGAUCAACUAAGGCAUGAUGCAGGAAGAAAGAGGUGUAGUGAGCUCUCGGUUCUCAUUCCGGGGAGUUGACUACAUAGUCAGCAUAUGGGUGAAUGAUGAUAAUCUACUCACUGUAGAGGUAGAGGAUAGAUUGACUGCAGACCAAUGGAGAGGAUCAUUUGAACCAGCUUAUAUUGAAGACUUAACACACAAAACUGGGAACUACAAGCAGUUUUCCAUCUUCUUGAGUAUGUUAGAAUCAGCAUUGUUACAGAACUCUGACUCUGUGAGCCUUGAUCUUUUGACCUAUGCUGAUCUUGAGUCGCUUCGUAACCGCAAAGCUGGUCUUGGUACCCGGACUAUCCCAGGGGCUCAGAGGUCUGCACUCAACACUAAACGUUAUCUCAUUGUCACCUACACUGUGGAAUUUGACAGGAUCCAUUAUCCCCUACCCCUGCCCUACCAAGGUAAACCUGAUCCUGUGGCUCUACAAGAUACUGUCAGGGAAUUACGCAAAGAAAUAAAACUUCUCAAAUCACGGCUUACUUCAGAUCCCAAAUCUUCAGAACUUGUUAAGCUCACCAAAGACUAUGAGAAUCUCCUAUUAGAGAAGCAAGAAAUAGAGGAUGCUUUCCUGCGAUACCGGAGAGAAGUGAAGAACACAUCGACAGGUAGUGCAGCCAAAGAGGUCCGCAUUCUCAAAACUGCUAUCCAGAAUCUAGAGGAAGAUUUGGUGAAUGAGAGAAGGAAAUACCAGAGGUCGUCCAGUAAGAGAAGUCAGAAUUACAGGGAGCUGCUUGAGGAGGUUGAAGAACUGAGAGCCAGUGAGCGUAAUCUAAAAGUGCGAGUCAAAAGUCUUACAAAUGAGCUAAGCAUCUUGAAAAGAAAUCCAUCGAGGCGGAGUAGCCGUUCUCCAAUGGUACCCACCCCAUUAUCCCAACGUCAGUCAAGACCUGUUGCUAGGAGACCACCAUCAGCUGACAUAGCGAGAUCUAGGCCUCGAUCAAGAAUAGACACAAGCAGUAGAGAGAGAUCACUUUCAAGGGGUCGAAGGUCAAGUGUAUCAUCGGUGGGGAGUAGGAGUCGAAGCAUCUCACCUGCAGGUGCCAGAGGUCCCAGAUUUGACCCUACAGCUUACAUUCUAGAGAAGAAACGUAGAGAGGAAGAAUCCAAAUUGAAAAGUGCCAGGUUACAGAACAGUGCAGUGCGGUCUAGUGGCAAAUCAAGGUUAUCAGGGGAGAGGUGUAGAACCAGGAAACGGCUCUCUGAUGGGUACAGAGGGUUUCGUUCAAGGAGCUCAUCAGCUGGAAGCAGAAGAUCAUCUGGGGGUGGAGUCAGUGAUGUGGAGGUGCUAUCUGAUGCCUCAGAAGGAAGAAGAAGGAGGUUACGAGAAGUGCUGCAGCCAGGCAAGACUUCUUCAUCUAAAGCAUGGUCAAGUCCAAAUGUGCCAUUCAGAAGGAAAACUGGAGCUGCUCCCAAAAGGUUAAUGAGUACACCUGAUCCUGACUAUCCAUCAAGGAGAGGGGCUGGUGGCAAGACUAGGAGCAGACCGCUUACUGAAUACAAUGGCCAAGAUCGGAGUGCAACCCUGUACAAUGAUACCAAUGAGAUGUCUGAGAUUGAUGCAAGACUUAGUGCCCUGCAGCAGUUUAUGAAACACAAUUUGUAAAGACUGGAUGGCAACCAACCUUGAAGAAUAUAGAAAUCAUUAUAAUAUAUGGAUGAAUUUCAUUCUGUAAAUUGGACAAUUAUAUAGUGAUCUUUCAAGUUCUAUGGAUGGAGACAACAGUUGAAUGUUCAUUCAAGCAAUCAUAUAUCACUCUAGGAUCGCCGAAGAUUUUCAGUUUUUGACAUGGGUGUGUUCCAUCAUUCUUUUGUCUGACUUCAAAAACAAAAUGUCUUUUAAAACACAAACAUGAAACACUGAAAAAGGUGUGUUCCAUGACCUGAUUCUUCAGAGUGGCAUUUGCUAAAAAUCUCUUUAAGACAUUGGGGAUAUCAAUUACAACUUCCCGUCAUUGUUGUGGCAUAACACUCUAGGUUGAGAGAUGAUUCCUUUAUCACCGACUGCGCAGUUGCUUUUGUUUAAAUGAAGGAUGAUCAGGGUUGAUAAGAAAAGAGCUUGAAUGCUAUUUGGAUAAGAUUCAUAUUUGUGGUUUUGCUUGAACGCACCAAACCUGUCUGCUUGAAUCCUUGAAUGUCAUGAAAAAAAAUGACUAAAACGGAAGGAAAUUUGUGAUAAUGGCUACCUGAUGAUUGAAUGAUUGAAACAUACAGCAUAUUUCAUUGAAUCUCAUCAGUCAAUUGCCAAUUCAGCGAAGAAUAAUAAUUUUCCAAUUAUAUAAGAAGAGGCUGAAAUUAGCAGCUUAUUAUAAUGAACUUCAAUGUGCCAAAAAAAUUGUGAACGCAUGACAAUCCCCAAGUCAGAUAAUUUUCUAUGGUUCCACCACAAAAUUAUCUUUGUUAAAGAUCUUUCUUUGGCUUUUAUUUAACAUUUAAAACAAUAUGUGAAAGAUUAAAUUAGGGUGUGGCAGUGAUUCAGUUGUCGUAGGGUCUCUAAAAAUUUUAUGUGUGUCAGUUUAGAAACUACCAAUGAAAUAGAAUAAAAUAUGGCUAUUUUAUGUAAGCAAUUGAUUGUGGCCCUAAGGCUGAAAAAAAGUUACAAUAAAAUAGCAUACACCAAUCAUAACAUGAAAAAAACAUAACCCACAAUUGGAUAUACUUGGAACUUUUCUAUAGUUGUACAUUUAGAUGUACACAUAGUUUACAAAGUAAAGUAUGUAUCUUGCCUGUCAGCAACUGAGUGUAAUAUUUGAAAAAUUGAAUAGCCCAGACUAAUGAAAAAUUUCAAUUUUUUCUACAGGGUCUAUUUCCUACUUGUUUUCAUUCUGAAUUACAUUUUGUACUAGUCCCAAUAUCACCUAAUUUUAUGGAUCCCUUAAUUGCAGAAAAAGAAAUAUCAGACAAUUUGCAUCAUUUUGGUGAAACAGUUCUAUGCAUGUCCUCAUGAAUAUUCAGUGAGCAAACUGAUGUCAUAUCCCCACUUGUUCUUCUGUAUUUUAUUACAUGAAAUUAUGUUCCUUCAAAUUUUCCCUCCAAUAACUAAACACAAACUCAAAGAGUGACAAGCGAUUAAACUGCAUUCAAUAUUCAUUGCUGCAACUUAUUUUAUUAAACGGGAGAUAUAACAUACACAUGUAUGAAAAUAUGAAAUAAUUAUGAUUUCAUGUAAUGACACAAUAUAAAGGAAAGUGGGGAUGUGACAUCAGCCCAGCUAAUGAAUAUUCAUGAUGACAUGCAUAUAACUGUUUUCACAAAAUUCAACAACUUUGUUAUUUGUUGUCAGAUUUUGAUGAAAUUUUCAGCAUUUCGCUUAAUGAAUAUUACUCUAUUUAUUUAGAUAGAAUUAUUUCAGCCCCAAGUACCCCUUUAAUUGCUAUUCUCUCAUUGGGGUUUGGUGAGUUAUACAUGUCAAUCUGCCUUAGUCCAAUCUCAUCAUAUCACAGUCGUACUCAAGCUAAAUUCAAUUUGUGCAAUCUUAUUCUUGAUGGGCUGUUGGUCAGUUUUCUGAAAUUUAAAUCAUAAUUUCUUUUAACCACAAAAUUAAAGGGUUAGUUUAUUAUUGUCAUUGAAAUGUAUUCAAUCUUCACUUUUCUCAAUUCAUUUGUUGUUUGAAUAUAAUUCCAAUUGGUUGUUUGAAUAGACUUUGGGGCAAUUUUAAGUUUCAGAAUCAUAA